AAAAUAAGGAAAUGCUUUUUGACACCGCCCUGUGAAGCCGAUGUGCGAAGUUGUGACACCACCGAUAAAUUCAAUUUUAUAUGUUGCUCAAAUAGUAAGGUCAAACGUGGUAGUAUGCUCUUUUAAUUCUAUAUAUUUAAGUAGACGAUGACGUCGUUAUCUCUUUAUGCGCAGAGAGAUCCAAUGCUGAAGAAGAGGGAUGACUUCGAGGACAUGUUGGAGGAAAGGAGGAGCUCUAGUGACUUGAAAUAUGCCUUCAAAUGCUACACCCCAGUGCUCUACAAAGGACUGCCACCAUGCAAAACCACUGUGCUUAAAAGCAUGGUCCUUCAAUCAGAUCAGCUGCGCUAUGUUAUUAAUCAGGUUUCUAAGGAGACCGGCGAGUCGGCUGGCGCCAUCCAAGAGGAAGCCUCAGCCAUCUUGGAGGAGAUGGCUCACCGCCUUCAACUCAGCACCGUCCGUUUCUUUGCCUUUGCACUCACCAAGGCCUUCAAAACCCUGUUUAGGAGCAUACAUGUCAAUGAAGAGGGCCUCCAGAGACUCCAGCAGGCCAUUCAGGAUCACCCAGUGGUCCUGCUGCCAAGUCACCGUAGUUACAUGGACUUCCUGUUGAUGUCCUACAUCCUGUACACAUACGACCUGGCGCUGCCUGUCAUCGCCGCCGGCAUGGAUUUCAUGGGGAUGAAGUUUGUGGGGGAGAUGCUGCGCAUGUCCGGGGCCUUCUUCAUCCGGCGGUCCUUUGGCGGGGACAAGCUCUACUGGGCCGUGUUCUCAGAGUAUGUGAAGACCAUGCUCAGGAAUGGCAUGGCUCCAGUGGAGUUCUUCCUGGAAGGCACUAGAAGCAGAACCUGCAAGUCUCUGACUCCAAAGAUAGGGCUGCUCAACAUCGUCAUGGAGCCCUUCCUGAAAGGGGAGGUGUUUGACGUGAGCCUGGUGCCGGUCAGCAUCAGCUACGAGAGGAUCCUGGAGGAGUCCCUGUACGCCAGGGAGCUGCUGGGCGUGCCCAAACCAAAGGAGUCCACCUCGGGCCUGUUCAAAGCCAGGAAGGUGCUCAGCGAGGACUAUGGCAGCAUCCACGUCUACUUCGGCCAUGCUGUGUCUGUCAGGACUCUGUCCGAGGGCAGGGUCGACCGCCGCCAGUUCAACCUGCAGCCACGGUUCAUCCCCAAGAAGCCCAGCGAGGACACCCAGGGCUUCGUCAGCGCCGUGGCCUACGGGCUGGUGCGCUCCCAGGAGGAGAACAUGGUGCUGAUGCCCUGGGUGCUGCUGGCCUCCCUGCUGCUCCAGGCCCACUACCGGGGCCCGGGGGGCUCGGCGCUGGGGCUGGAGCCCCCCCACCGCCCCCAGGGGAUGACCCUGGAGGAGCUGACGCAGCGGGCGGUCUGGCUGCGAGGCCUGGUCAGGGGGCUCGGAGCCUUCCUCCACUGGCCCGAUGACAAGCCCCCGUCUGAGGUGGUCAGCGCCAGCCUGUCCCUGCAUCAGGGGCUGGUCAGAGUGUCGGAGGGCCGGGUCCGGCUGCUCCUGGAGGAACCAGCGGGGGGUCCCGGACCCGCCUCCCCGGAGGAGAGGCUCCUGGGUGCGGCGGUGGCGGUGCUCUCCUGCGCCUCCUACAGGAACCAGGUUCUGCACGUCUUCCUCCGGCCCGCCCUGCUGGCCACCGCCGUGCACACCGCCUCGUCCGGCAAGAAGGAGGAAGUGUUUGAUACAUUCAGCUUCCUGAGAAACGUGCUCGCCAACGAAUUCAUCCUGUGUCCUGGUGCAGCUGUACAGGACUUUGAGGAGGCGUGCCAGCAGCUAGUGGAGAGCGGGGCACUGCAGGCGUCCCAGCAGCAGCUCACGGCCACGGACAGAGGGGAGCCCACCCUGGCCUUCCUCACGGCCAUGCUGGAGCCCUUCCUGCAGGGAUACCAGGUGGUCUGCAGGUACUUGUGUGAGGAGGCAAGCGAGAGUCUCACAGAAAAACUGUUUGUCCCUGCAGUUCGGAACUUCACCGUCAAACUUUUACUAGCAGGUAAUUUGCGGUACUGCGAGGCGCUGUCGUCUGACCUCCAGAAGAACGCCCUGGCUGCUCUGCUACGGCUGGGCGCAGUGCGCAGGGUCAAUGGAGGAGAGCAAGUGACCUUGAAGGUGGACAGGAUGCUGCUGAACACCUUGGAAGACACUCUGGGAGGUAAAGUCCCCAGUCAGAAAGCGGUGCUGGCGCGCCUCUAGCUCCCCAGCCAGCGGGGGUCUCUGGGGACCCUGAAGCCUUCCUCCCCUCAUUAAGCCGAGUGGCACGCCUCCAAUGUGUGUUAGCGUGCUGGGCGGCCCCGUUGGAUCACCAAGGCAGCCUGCUCGCCGCUCUGUGUUGUCAAAGGAACUCCUCAGAAGAACCGCCAUCUGGGGAGAGACGGUGGACAUCUCUCCUGUUCUUUAUAUUUGUCACAGUGUUUUUUUUUGCAUAUUCACAUCCCUUCAGAUCAGUUUAGUGUUUUCCUGCGGCUUUAUUUCCUUUCAUGUCGGAGCUUCUCGAAGCGUUCUUGAAAGGUGCGGUGCUUGGAUUUUUAAGGCGCUGCAAAUUGAUAACCUCUUACCUUUUUUAUUUGAUUUUAUUAUUUGAUUUUUUAAAGCAGCCAACUUCUUUUGAGAUAAGAGUUAUUCUCGGUUGAUAUAUUUGGUCGGGAUUUGUCGAGGUUUUUCAUUUGAUGCAAUUGGUGUUGUAUUCGUUAUUUUUUGUGUUUUGCUUCUGCCAAAAAUAGCUUUGUUUACUUAAUGCACUUUUGUUAUUUGUAUCUAAUAUAUAUUUGUGGGGUGGAUUUAUACAGUUUAAAGACAAAAGAUGUUGAAAAAGGAGAUUAUUCAUACACUGUAAAACUGGUUACAGAAGAAAAUGCAUUUUUGUAUCAGUCAAACUCUUUGACAUUGACAUAGCUACAUGUGUAUGUGUAUCUAGUCAGAAUGGCCUGCUAACAAUUGCCUAACAUCAUAAAUCUUUUCAUGAAACAUUUCAUUAUGCCUGCUAAUAAAACAGCGACCAAAGAUAUGGUUGCAAUAGGAGCAAAUAAAGCAAAAUGUAUUUAUUUUUGUGUUUUGUAAGUUGAGGAAUAAUCAUGUUCACUCCCCUCAACUACUAAUGGAAGAACAGCUCGUCUGACCUGUUGUUCACCUUUUGUUCUAUAAAAGGAGCAAAAACUGUUUCUUUUCCAAUUUAAUAUGAAGUGCUAAACCUUAAAAACGAAUUGCCACACAUAAACACUGCCGCUGACACAUUGUAGACUAAUGUUGUGCUCGGUUCUGUUCUAUGAGGUUCACCGAUGGGAUUUGGUAGUUACUACAGCUUUUUGUACUUUAUACUGGUUACAUAUUUUUCUAACAAAUGCCUAUAUAGAUAAUACACACAACUUAUCCUGAAACUCUCAAACUCUACACUGUGGUUAUAAUAAAAUAAAAUAAAAAAAUAUAUAUAGGUGUGUGUGUGUGUGUGUGUGUGUGUGUGUGUGUGUGUGUGUGUGUGUGUGUGUGUGUGUGUGUGUGUGUGUGUGUAUCUCACACACACACAUUUACAAGCCAACAAUGCAUUCAUGUACAAUUAACAUUCAAUCUUUCUUGCAAUAAUUGUGUUAGGUUUUUUGUUGGAAUCGAAAUGACUUGUGUUAUAGUUCAGAUACCAAAACAUUAAACACAUCCAAAGAACCAGGUUAUUAGUGGGGCAAUGUCUGGGAGCGUUGUUAAAACUUAAGGUCAAUCCUUGUCUGAGUGUUCUUCUCGUGUGUUUACUUGUGUCUGUGUCAAGGAUCAAUGGGAUGGGCCAAGGAGUGGAUGAAAUGAUGUAAAUAAAACUGUUUUUGAAAUGUU
Molecule: messenger RNA, 3834 nt
Organism: Gadus macrocephalus (Pacific cod)
Lineage: Eukaryota; Metazoa; Chordata; Actinopteri; Gadiformes; Gadidae
Gene: gnpat
Product: glyceronephosphate O-acyltransferase
Exons: 17
Coding region: 148-2211 (687 amino acids)
Biological process (GO): ether lipid biosynthetic process
Cellular component (GO): mitochondrial membrane; peroxisomal membrane
Molecular function (GO): glycerone-phosphate O-acyltransferase activity
Source: RefSeq, a predicted model, not a curated record